This is a messenger RNA of Fusarium vanettenii 77-13-4, 1950 nucleotides long. RefSeq lists its product as uncharacterized. The transcript is spliced from 3 exons. The record is from RefSeq and is a predicted model, not a curated record. Lineage: Eukaryota; Fungi; Ascomycota; Sordariomycetes; Hypocreales; Nectriaceae. Gene Ontology annotation, molecular function: phosphatidylinositol binding. The coding region runs from base 158 to 1849 and encodes 563 amino acids.
CUAAUCUGCAUCUUUCUGGUGUUGGUUCUUUCAGACUUUAAGCAUUGCCGACACAGCUCGUACGCUUGUAAGACAGAGCUACCCCGCCAUCAGACCACGAUCAUAACCUCUCUCCUCCAUCUCCAACAACAAGAACCCUCAAAUACACUCAAAUCUAAUGUCGAACCCCGAAAAAGCCCCCUUGAAUCAGCCUUCGGGCGAGCAGCAUGGCUCUGGCCUGCUGCCUCUUGCGGACGAACAGCAGCAGUUUCCUCCUCCUCCGCCCGGUGGACCCCCACCUCAUACCGAGUCUGGUGCUCCUCCAGCUUAUGAGCAGGGAGGUGCUCAGCUUCCAAAGGAUGAGAAGCCAAAGAUUCAGCAACAGCAAUUCCCCCCUCCGCCUCAGGGUGCUGGAGGUGAACAGCAGCAAUAUUUCCCUCCUCCUCCUCCUGGACCUCCUCCAGCGCAGCAGCAACAGGGAUCAGCACCUCACCCGAACUCCCUCGACGCGCACCCUACCAACCCUCAGCCAGCUCAACAGAACUACAACAUCCCGCAGUACAACCCCGCCCAGCCCGCCUUUGCGCCUCCUCCCACCAACGAACCCGCGCAUCAAUAUCAAGAGGCGCCAAUUCCGGAGCACGAUGCCGGAGCAGGCAACACAUCGACCUUUGUGCCUCCCGAGGAGCAUCAUAAGAAGCAUGGUUGGAGUGAGCGCUUUAGCCAGCUUGGGAUCAAGGCCGCUGCUCCCAUCAACAGCUUGGCGCAUAAGCUCGGUAGCCAGAGCUUCCUCCCAGAGACACUUGACAAGGAGUGUGACAAGGCAGCUUCAAUUUUGAAGUCUUUCUGCAAAAAUGGUGUCUACGCUGACCCCGGCGCAAGCCCGGUGCCUACUUCGACCGACCCGAAGGCCACUGAGACCAACGACUCCAUCAUCGAUCCUACCAAGCAGAAGCCCAAGAGCCGUGUCAUUGUCACUAUCCCACCCAAGGUCAUUGCCAAGGCUGUUGGUCUUGCCAUCUUCACCACCCUCCGUGCUGGAUUCAACUUUUCUGGCGCGACCGGCUCUGGUAUUCUGAUUGCCCGUCUUCCUGAUGGAUCCUGGGGUCCACCCUCGGGUAUUCAGGUGCAUUCCGUCGGAGCCGGCUUCUUGGUUGGCCUCGACAUUUAUGACUGUGUCUGUGUCAUCAACAGCCGAGAGGCACUAGCUGCUUUUGCCAACACGCGUGUCGCCCUUGGUAGUGACUUGGCCGUCGUCGCGGGUCCUUACGGAGCUGGAGGCGCUGUUGAGUUUGGCACUGCCAUGGAAGGUCGUGAAGGACGAAAGUCGAAGGAGAGCAAGGAAGGAGAGUCAUCGGCUCAGCCUCCUCCCGAACCAGCCGAGAGCAACCAGAACUUGAAGCCCGAGAAGGACAAGAAGAGCCAUCGCCGCAGUCUCAGCGCUAGCGCCUUCAAACCCGUCUUUUCAUACGUCAAGUCGCGUGGAUUCUACGCUGGUGUCCUGGUUGAUGGUACUGUCGUGGUCGAGCGCAAGGAUGCAAACGCUGCAUUCUUUGGUGAGCGAGUAUCUGUCGACAAGAUCAUCAAGGGUGAGGUGCCCCGUCAGGGACCCAACGGCAUGUGGCCUGCGGGAGCACGAAACUUGCUCGAGACUUUGAAGGGAGCCGAGGUUGGUUCGCUCAAGGUCAAGCAGAGCAAGGAUGGAGCAUCUCCGACCAGCCCGACGUUCGGAGCCCCAGGCGCCGAUCACUCGGCUCCAGUGGCGUCCGGAGCUCUGGGUACCGAGACGGCGAGUGGAAGCGGACAUCCGCCGGCUUACAAGGAUGAUGGAACGCACCACCCUGGUGUUGGUGAUGUGAAGUACCGCUAAAGUUAUGACGAGUAUGAGUUAUGAGAUACCACACUGAAGGAAUUGGAGGAUUUGAUGCUUUCCUUGAGUACCUAAUGAAUUGAUUCCGAAUUCUACCUGCA